Molecule: messenger RNA, 4570 nt
Organism: Wyeomyia smithii (pitcher-plant mosquito)
Lineage: Eukaryota; Metazoa; Arthropoda; Insecta; Diptera; Culicidae
Gene: Afti
Product: mucin-2
Exons: 5
Coding region: 418-4410 (1330 amino acids)
Biological process (GO): intracellular transport
Cellular component (GO): trans-Golgi network membrane; AP-1 adaptor complex
Molecular function (GO): clathrin binding
Source: RefSeq, a predicted model, not a curated record
GAUCGAGUAGUACGAAGAAAAAAGGAAAAACACACAGAUGUGUUGAGCUACAACAGCAGGGAGUAAUUUUUUUUUAUCAAGCCUAAUUCACCUGGAACGGCACUUUAAUUGCUGGUUUCCGAGUUCACGCCAUUCUUUGCUGUGUUCUUGUGUUCUGGGAAAUAGUGAAGUGUACCGGACCAACGCUGAAAGUCGUUUUGGUGGACGAAACAUUUUCCUGCUGUCUGUAGAAAAUUAGUGUCACAUCCCCAUCACUAUCGAUUGGCAAGUUGGCGAAGGAACGAAGAAAAUUGAUGGUAUGUAAGACUUGAGACGUCGCAAUUUAGUGAAUUGGAUCUAUUUCAAACAGUGCAACUCGGCAGGUGAUUCAUUUACCUGUAGGUUUGCAUAGAUUAAAACGUUCAAGGUCAACGCAAAAUGUCUAGUCAAAUUCCUCCGUUAUUUUGCCACACUCCACCACCGAUGGAUUUCGGGGAUGAAGAUGACGAGGAAGAUCUACCCGAUCCGGAGGAAGACGAUUUCGAUGAUUUCGCUGCCGCUCCAGAUGCGAAUACAAUUUCCAAUCUUCCCACACCUGUGCCGUCACCGUUUCCUGAAUCAGACAAAGAAAAUUCACCUAUAAAAAAACCACCGACACAAAAUCAAAGUGAACCGACAUCCGGCAAUCCACAGUCAGUGAUACCGGAAGUAACGGCGGGAAAAGAAGACGAUCAGGUACGAAUCGAAAGUCCACCGUCUUUAAUUCUAUCUCAACAUGUCUACUCGGAGAACGACCUGCCGAGUGAGGACGAAUUUCAGGAAUUCGCCUAUCAUUCCAACGAAGACGAUCGGAAAAAGACAUUUGCCACACAGGAAUCGGAAGAUAACAUAAGCAUUCCGUCGCUUCACCUUGAUACCGAAGUAUCCAAACCGGAAACUCCGGUAUGUUUGUCGGAAAACGAGACAAGUGAACAAAAUCUAUCGCCACAGGAAACAGGCGUUGCAGAUAUCGAACAAGAACAGGUAGUGGAAGCCGCCAUUACCCCGGUGAUACCAGAGGACCUUUGCUAUCGCUUUGAUGACAAUACCGAGAAUGAUUUCACAGAUUUCACUACAGCCUCGAAUGAGCGGUCAGCCGUUUUGGAAGUACCGACAGCUAACGACGUGUCUUUUGACGAUGACUUUGCACAACUGGAAUCGACGCCCUCAGCCGAUAGUAACUUUGUAUCGCAAAGUAAAACCGACUUCGCUACGUUUGAUGCUGAUUUUAGCAAGUUUGAUUCCUUCCCAGCUUCAUUUCCCGCGACUUGCGGUGAUGACACGGUUAGUAACAUUACUAAAGACACACCAGCCCGGUUGGGUCUAGCUGAAUCAGAGGAACAAAUAACUUCCGAUGCCCCGAACGAGGACAAUGUUUCUCAAGAUGAUUUCGAUGAUUUUCAAGGAUUCACAAGCUUUACGACUGCAAGUAGUACUAGUAAACCUGCUGAAACAAUCGUCAAAGAGGAUAUCGAAGAGGACAGCGAAGACGACUUCGGUGACUUUAGUGACUUUAAACAGUCGAAAGCGAUGACGAUGUCGACGUCAGUUGCAGCCGAUAGCCGGGUGACACUUUUUACGCCGGAGAAUAUUCAAAGUAUAAUUAGUGAAAUGUUUCCAACGGUAGAAACACAAAGCCACAUUGGCAGUCAGACAACGACGGGGAGUGAAUUGCUGCAGAACAAAUUAUUCCACGAGCUGAAGGAUGUAGACUCAACGAAGGCACUGAGCUACCAGUAUAGUUCUUCUGAGAGCAGUAAAUCGUUGGUACAAGCGCUUGGUAUUGAUUCCAGAAAUAUCCUUUUUGGUCCCAAAUGGAAUAGUUCUAUGCCUCGGUUUGCUGCAAAUCUUAGCUUCAGUCCCCUAGAGCCCAUGAAACCAACGACGAGCAGUUUGGCGCCCGCUAUCAUUCUGGGUGCUGGAAGUUCAACCACGCGGCAGGACAUGACGGCGAAAUAUCUCACUCCCGGGUUGGAUUCCUCCAUGCAGCCCCCCAUGAGCAGGUCUAUUGGAAACGUUCCGGCUGUGCAGUUCGAUUGGAAUAGCUCCGGCUUGGUCAAUCCACUCGAUGCAUCACACGCACACACAUUAUUAUUGGACCUAGAACAGCUAGAGGUGAUGGUUAAUCUAAAAGAUAAAAUAAAUAUUGAUUCCUCCCCCUCCUCAUGUAACGCUAAUGUUGUGCUAACGUUACCACCAUCGUCAAUCACGCCUUUAACCUCACCAAUAACAACCGCAACUAAAUCGUUACCAUCAACAAUAACAACAACAACAUCGAUUGUGGUUAACAAUAAACGCAACAAUAACAACAACACACGCUACGCAACUAAUCCUAAUCCUGACGGCGGUGGAUUCUUGCUGGACGAAAUCAAUCUUUUCUGCACUAAUCCACCGACACCACUCAAACCAAUGCUCGUUCUCCCCUGUGCUGUUGCUACUACUAACACAACCGCCACUGUAAAUGCUGACGACGCCACCCGUUGUCCCGUGUGUCGUUCCACCCUGUCACAACCUACAACAACAAUAACUACGACAACAUCCACCGCCGCUACUGCUAUCAACUCGACGACGGUGCACGGUGGUGAUGGCGAUGCCACGUUGGCCGUGUCCACCGGUUUCACUUCACCCAACAAUCUGCAAUCAUUUGAUGAUUAUUUGGAUCUUAGCGUACAUGAGAUCCUCCAGGAAGGCGGUACAUUCCAGCCCAACAAGAAUGGGCCAGCGAGCGAAAUUCUGGAUCCGAAAAUCCCAGAAAACGCAAGCUCGUCUACUUCAGAUGAAGUAGUUGCAACGUCGUUAGGCCAGGAACCUGAAUUAUCCAUUCCGGAAAAAAGCACUACCACAGUAGCUCAUCCCUCCUCUGUUCAUGACGAUGGGUUUGCUGAGUACGCCAGUAAUAGCAAUCAAUUGAAGUCAAUUCCUUCGACGACGACGACGAUGAUGACAUCGACGGCAACAACUGCGACGAUUUUCGCCUCUUCCACGAUAGCUCCACAUCAACCGGUUACAUCAUCGCCGCUUAUGGCCUCUUCUGGAAGUGUAGUGCGAAUAAUGAAAUUGCCCGAAACGCACAUAUUUACGCCCAGCAAAUGCAUUAGUCCGGUAUCACGAGAUUCUACCGAUAGGACGGAUCCGUACGGUGAGGCGAGUGUAUCUAUCGACAGUGCAGUGAGUAAGGAUAUAGUGGUUCGAGAGUACCACGAUGUUGAAUAUAGUUUAGAGAAAAUCUCGCCCAAAGGACAAAGUUUAACGGAUGCAGGAGACGACUUAGAUGAUUUUCACGAGUUUCAAGCUGUAAGUACAAUAAAACCUGAGGUGGCAGAUGAACAGCGAGUGCCGGAUUCUAGGAAAACUCAUCUGGAUGUUGGAAGUGAGUUCAACUUCAGAGAUCGGAGAGAAAAACAGAACACCUACUCCAAACCGGUAUUCGGUACAUCGCCAACGGAGGAAAUAGAUCAAAUUGACGAUGAGUUUAGUGAUUUUCAAGCUGCUGUUCCGGCUGACUUCGGAGGAGUUAAAACUAUUGUAAAUAAACCAAUCACAAGCAUCGCUGGUGAACAAAACCGAUCAAACACAAGCUCCCCAAUGCUACUGAGUCCAUCAAUUUUGUUACCUCAGCAAUCGAAACCUCCCGAACCGGUUGGGAUGAACCAAACAACACAAAUAAACUGGCCGGAGCCCGGAAUAGAUCCUGAAGAGCUGGCAAGGUUCGAAGCGGCUUUUCCAAAGCCAAAAGUCGCGAACACUGCUGCCAGCAGUUCUGCAAAACACGCUCCCGCUACUACCACGAACGCUGCAGAUGACGAAGAGUGGUCCGAUUUUGUCUAUUCAAAACCAGCAGUACCGGAGAAAUCUCCGAAGAAUUCCAAUAUGACAACCGGAACAACCAAAACCGCUAAUAAUCAAUUGCUGGGAGAAUGGACUGACUUCAUGGGCAGUGCUCCUGUGCAGCGAGGUUUGGCCUCUAGUCGGAAUAACUUUAACUAUCAAAAUUCGCUUGAAGGGCCGAAGUUUAGCUCUUGGAAUCAACCGCAGUUGCCUCAACCCAACUUCAGUUCGUGGAACAGUAAUAACUUUUACUAUAAUCCAGGCAGCAGUCACAAUGACAACAAUAGUAGCAGUAACUUCACCAAACCGUCCGUUCAGAACUUAACUCAAAAAGUGCCAACCUUCUCCCCCGCUCAUCAAGCUCAGCCACCACGGAUUAACCCCUACUACCCAGCGUUUGCGUUGCCAGCAGGGGCCAACCAAUCGCAGCGCUUGGGAAAUUCGAGUACCAUUCCCGGCAUCUCACAUCUACCUGCGCUCUCGUUCAUCACUCCGAAUGCACCGGCUGGCACUAGCAAGCCGGUAGUGAAUUCUUUCCUCAGCAACAGUUUUACCAAGAAAUGAUUAUUAUUGUACGGUGGCGGCGGUGCUGACAACACUAAGAAGCAGAUUCCGAUCACCUCAGCUACCACCCGGCUGGCCGGUGUCACCGUAGGCGAUGUUAUCAUGUAACUAAGGUUGUACCUUUUCUCCUAAGAGUAUAUAUAUACUAAUAUAUAUAUAU